Messenger RNA from Lasiosphaeria miniovina, 2039 nucleotides. RefSeq lists its product as uncharacterized. The transcript is spliced from 9 exons. Lineage: Eukaryota; Fungi; Ascomycota; Sordariomycetes; Sordariales; Lasiosphaeriaceae. The coding region runs from base 147 to 2039 and encodes 630 amino acids. The record is from RefSeq and is a predicted model, not a curated record.
GUCGUUCACCACUCAACGGCUUGUAUGCUGCAUCGCGUUUUUGCGUCCCUUGUUCCAUAUUCUACCCUACAACUGUCUCUGUCGCAAGUGAGCAGGAGAAGGAUUCAGGCAACGAAUGCAUGGAUCAAGGGUGAGGCUCCACAGACAUGUGGCCUGACGGGGACAGCUUCUUUGACGACGAGGUUCGCAACCUGUACAAAACCGCCGAAUACGAUGGCGGAAUAUACGAUGCAAGGUGGCCGCUCACCAACAUGAGCCUUGUCUUUGAACUGGACAAGAUAUUGGCAUCUGUCCCCACCCGCUAUCGCUCAAGCGAAGAGACGAAAGGCAGACGGGGGCCUCGCCCGCUGUUGGAAAUGGCUCUUGAUGUGCUCAUUGACAACAUGGCGGCUGCGUCGGCCGAUGCCCUAGCCGCCCUUCCACCAAAGCUCUUGUGGCGUGUCUGGUACGAGUAUCGGAAAAGUCGUGUCACGUUCGAUUCGUGGAAGAAAUUCUCAAAGCUGGUACUGGCCGACAGCAAAAAUGACAUUGAGACAGAGGGCACAGUGACCAUCCCUUUGUCAUUGUAUCACAUAAGAUACUACAUUAAAACCCCACGGAGCGACCUUAGCGUCUACACGGCGCCUCUAUUGUCGCCGAGCGUGGACUUCCUCGUCUAUCUGAACAUCGCCGACGUUGAUUAUAUUCAGGCCAACGAGCUUCUGCCGCUUGCCGCCUUACCAAACCUUGCCGUCCUGGAGAUAUUCGACAUCGGCUCGGACAACGCCACCAGUGACCCUCGGGUUACAGACAGCCUCGUCCGAGGGUGGAGCGAUAUGCCGAAUGCCUUCCCGUCCCUGUGUAUCCUCAAGGUACACGACGCCCCUGCUUUGUCCUUCCAUUCGCUACAAUACGUCUCCAAAUUCCCUGCACUGGCUUUCUACGACGUCCAGAAUUGGCGCUCUAGCAGGUCCGAAGUCGACCGCGAUCUCGCCCGUGCCCAAGGUCAAAUUCCGGAUGGAUACGGUGGGAAUGCUCCCGAGCCUCGUCCGUGGGGCCCGCAGCUUCAGACGAGUCUUCACGUCCUCCUCAACGACAAUCGUGUGAAGGUGGACCUAGCGAGCCGCACGAGCUCAGCCAUCAGUCCACAAAAACAUCACAUUGGCCUCUUGAAGGAGUCAAAUGCGUUGGCAACAGUACUUCGUGACGGUGGGCUCUACGCAAAGGAGCUGUGUUAUUCUAGCGCGGCAAUGGUUGACCAGAAGGAUAAGAGCCAUGCCGAGACCUGGGCAUUUUGGGCCCUUUCAAUUAUAGAUAAGAGCUGGCCUUCUCCAAACACGGCUGAUGCCCAGCCCUUGGAAGACCAACACAUCAAGGCUUCGGCACGGGGCGUCCGUCUGCCUUCGAGGCCGGUAGCCUCGCUCUUUCUUGGCGAGCCGAAACUGUCACCGCCUGAAGAUGGUUACGGUGGUCUUUUCUACCGCCAGCUACGGCCAGAAAUUUCAAGCGCCAGUGUAGGAGCUACUCGCGAGGAGCAGCAGCCGCCGCAGCCAAAGAGAGACAACGAUCGCCGUGGGACCGGCCUCAAAUCUCGCAAACGCCAAAAGAUAGCGGAUGUCUUUGCAGGAUUCGGGAUUCCAGAGAGUACAGCCCAGAAGGUGUCUCCAUACUUGCAUCUAGGCUUCCCAAGCCCUUGCAAGUUGGAGGUCGCCCGCGCCUUGCAAGUAGCGCCCUCAUACGCGGGGCUUUAUUGCGCCGACCCUCACGGCGAGCACCUCUCCACCGACGAAGCCGUGACAGCCUUCUACAAAGCCACCCGCAGCGCCGACUCCGCACGCCGGCGAGGCCCCGUCUCGAAGCCCAUCGCCCAGUGCAGCGCCAUCCCCGGCGCCGACGCCGCCGUGCCCGACGCCGUCGCGUGCAUCCAGGAGCUCGCGCGCAAGGGCACGCAGAAGUGCCGCGCCGUCGACGUCGCCACGUUCUGCCAGCUCGGCAAUGCCGUCAUCACGGGCCUCGAUAUCAAGAACCAGCUGGGCGGGUCGGCGUCUUUUUGGCCAUAA